AUGGCCAAAGCCAACUCGGCCCGGGGUCGCAGCCCGCUGCCCCCAGCGGAGAAACAAGUGGCUUCCUCGCCUACCCUCGCCGUUCCGGAAACUGGCAAAGCCCGCUCAAAGUCGAGGUCCAAGUCGCGUUCCAAGACCAAGGCGAAGAGCAAGGCCAAGGAAACAUCGUACAGGUCAGAUGGCGUUGAGGACCAUGAUGUGUUCCUCCUGCCCUUGUCCGACUACUGGGUGGUACUCGCCUUGACCCUCGUCGCCCUCGCUGUCCGUGUCUACAAGAUCUACCAGCCUUCGAGCGUCGUCUUUGACGAAGUCCACUUUGGUGGCUUUGCGACAAAGUACAUCAAGGGCAAGUUCUUCAUGGAUGUCCACCCCCCUCUCGCCAAGAUGCUCAUCGCCCUGACCGGUUGGCUGGCUGGUUUUGAUGGUAGCUUUGACUUCAAGGAGAUUGGAAAGGACUACAUUGAGCCUAACGUGCCGUACGUGGCUAUGCGCAUGUUCCCAGCCAUCUGCGGUGUCGCUCUCGCGCCUUGCAUGUACCUGACCCUCAAGACCCUGGGAUGCCGCUCGAUGACCGCCCUUCUGGGUACCGGCCUGAUCAUCUUUGAGAACGGACUGCUCACGCAAGCGCGCCUGAUUCUCCUCGACUCGCCCCUCGUUGCCGCGACCGCCUACACCGCCCUGUCCUUCAACGCCUUUACCAACCAACACGAGCAAGGCCCUUCCAAGGCCUUUGGUAUCAGCUGGUGGUUCUGGCUUCUCAACACUGGCCUUGGCCUGGGCAUCACCGUCAGCAUCAAAUGGGUCGGCCUCUUCACGAUUGCCUGGGUUGGUGUCUUGACCAUGGUGCAGCUCUGGGUUCUGCUCGGCGACAGCAAGAACGUUCCCAUUCGCCUUUGGUGCAAGCACUUCAUGGCCCGUGUCUUUGCGCUGAUUGUCGUCCCCGUGACUUUCUACCUUGCCAUGUUCGCCAUCCACUUCACCGCUCUGGUCAACCCCGGUGAGGGCGACGGCUUCAUGAGCUCCGAGUUCCAGGCCACCCUCAACACCAAGAGGAUGAAGGACGUACCUGCUGACGUCGUCAUGGGCAGCAAGGUCAGCAUCCGCCACGUCAAUACUCAGGGUGGCUACUUGCACUCUCACCCUUUGAUGUACCCCACAGGUAGCAAGCAGCAGCAGAUCACUCUGUACCCCCACAAGGACGAGAACAAUCUCUGGCUGCUUGAGAACCAGACGCAGCCUCUCGGAAUGGACGGCGAGCCCAUCAAUGGCACCAACGCUUGGGACCUUUUGCCGGAACCCGAAUAUAUCAAGAACGGCGCUGUUUUGCGUCUGUACCACACCAACACCCACCGUCGCCUCCACUCUCACGACGUGCGUCCCCCCGUCAGUGAGGCCGAGUGGCAAAACGAAGUGUCCGCGUACGGUUACGAAGGGUUCGAUGGUGAUGCGAACGACUACUUCCGUGUCGAAAUUGUCGGAAAGCAGACCAAAGGUGCUGUUGCCAAGGAACGCCUCCGCACCAUCGAAACCAAAUUUAGGCUCGUCCACGUCAUGACCGGCUGCGUCCUGUUCUCUCACAAGGUCAAGCUCCCUUCCUGGGCUUCGGAGCAGCAGGAGGUCACUUGCGCUCGCGGUGGAUCCUUGCCCAACAGUCUGUGGUACAUUGAGAGCAACCAGAGUCCUCACCUCGGCCCCGACGCGGAAAAGGCAAACUACCGCAAGCCCGGUUUUUUUGGUAAGUUCGCUGAGUUGCACGCCGUCAUGUGGAGGACCAACGCUGGUCUGACCGACUCUCACACAUGGGACUCCCGCCCUGAAUCCUGGCCUAUUCUCCGUCGCGGUAUCAACUUCUGGGGCCGCAGCCACACUCAGGUCUACCUCAUCGGCAACCCCAUUGUCUGGUGGUCGUCGACGAUUGCCAUUGUCACCUGGGUCGUGUUCAAAGCCAUUGCUGUUCUCCGCUGGCAGCGCAGCUACGGCGACUACAACAACACCACCUUCAAGCGCUUCGAUUACGAGGUUGGCAUGUCUGUGCUUGGCUGGGCCCUGCACUACUUCCCAUUCUUCCUGAUGAAGCGCCAACUCUUUCUGCACCACUACUUCCCGGCACUGUACUUUGGUGUCAUUGCUCUAUGCCAGGUCUUUGACUAUGCCACCGCCAGGAUCCCCAGCGCGGGCCGCAAGGAUAGCAGCAUCAUCAACAAGGUCACUGCCAUUCUUUUCCUCAUCGUGACUGCCGGUGUCUUCAUGCUCUUCGCUCCUCUGGCAUAUGGUAGCCCGUGGACCAAAGCCGAGUGCAACCGCGUCAAGCUGUUCCCCACAUGGGACUUUGACUGCAAGACUUUCCACGAUUCAUACGACAAGUACACCAUGCUCACUGUCCAAGCCGGCACUGCCGCCACGCCUUCCCCCGAGGCUGUCAAGGCUGACGCUGCCGCGUCUAAGGUGGAGGAGAAGGCUGCCGAGGCCGUUUCUGCCAAGCCCGAGGAUGAAGGCGAAAACGAGCCCCGUGUCGUCGCCAAGGAGGAAACUAUCGAAUUCCGCGACCAGGAUGGCAACUUGCUGAACGAGGAGCAAGUGAAGAGCCUUGAGGGCAAGGUCGAGUUCAAGACCAAGUACGAGACCAAGACUCGCGUGGUGGAUGAGGACGGCAACGAAGUGUCCGUGGGCGAGGCCGCGGCCGGCGUCGCCCCUCCCCACCCGGACGUCGAAGGCUCCGACCCUGAGACUGUCAAGAACGAGGCCGCCGCGCCGGAAGAGGAGGUUCCCGUCCCGCCUCAGCCCCAUGAUGCGGCCGCAAGCAAGGAUGGCGAGAUGGAGGAGGCGCAAAAGCAGCCAAAGCCCGCUAGCGAGGGCAAGGAGGCCACUGUGCACGAGGAGCUGUAA
This is a messenger RNA of Emericellopsis cladophorae, 2886 nucleotides long. Its product is annotated as Dolichyl-phosphate-mannose--protein mannosyltransferase-like protein. Gene Ontology annotation, biological process: protein O-linked glycosylation via mannose. The transcript has 4 exons. NCBI's taxonomy places the organism in Eukaryota, Fungi, Ascomycota, Sordariomycetes, Hypocreales, Bionectriaceae. Gene Ontology annotation, cellular component: endoplasmic reticulum; membrane. The record is from RefSeq and is a predicted model, not a curated record. Gene Ontology annotation, molecular function: dolichyl-phosphate-mannose-protein mannosyltransferase activity. Bases 1 to 2886 code for a protein of 961 amino acids.